Molecule: messenger RNA, 3377 nt
Organism: Leucoraja erinaceus (little skate)
Lineage: Eukaryota; Metazoa; Chordata; Chondrichthyes; Rajiformes; Rajidae
Gene: klhl27
Product: intracisternal A particle-promoted polypeptide
Exons: 8
Coding region: 511-2295 (594 amino acids)
Molecular function (GO): protein binding
Source: RefSeq, a predicted model, not a curated record
UUAGAACAAUUGAUAGCAGAGCAGUGAGAUGAAAUUUAGAUAAGGACGCCAUGACAGUGUGGGGGAAGCCCAAUAAAUGCCUCGAAAAAUGGCGUCGAUGAUCACACACGUGAUACUACGCGUUUUUCGAGGAGUGGUCUAUCUUGCUCCUCUAUAAUCUUUGCUGAUUACACUGCGAGAGGGAUUUACAAAGUCGGGUCGGGUUACUGAAAUGGACGAAGAAAUGCCCCACGUUCCGCCCCGUUGCAUUGCGUUGCGUUACGUUACGUUACGUUGCGUACUACACGUCAGCCCAUUGCAUUUAGCAGGAGUGGACUAUUUUGCUCCUUAUAGGAUCUCUGGUGUUUAUCAGCCGCAGCGCCCCCUGCUGUGCCGGAGGACACAGCGAUCGCUUGGUUGUUCGGCCUGCAGGGAAGGUGACUUGAUGGUUGGCAGGCAACGAGACUGACCGGCGUCCGUGGAAGAAGCAGCAGCAGCAGCAGCAGCAGCGGGCCCAGGGGUGGCGGGUUCAUGGCUCACUGCGUGUAUCCGAGGCCGGGCUCAGGGUCGGGGUCGAUCCCGGUGUUGGAGCAGGUUGGCCGGGCCAGCGACAGACACGCACGGAUCCUGCUGGCCCAGAUCAACCGCAUGAGGGCCCGCGACGACUUCUGCGACGUGCGGCUGCAGGUGGAGAGCCAGGUCUUCAGCGUCCACAGGCUGGUGCUGGCCGCCAGCAGCCCCUACUUCGCCGUGCUCUUCGCAGGGGGCUUGCAGGAAACCGGCCAGAGCCUCGUCCACAUCCACGGCAUCGAGGCAGAAACCUUCACGCUGCUGCUUGACUAUAUUUACACCGGUGUCAUCAGUGUCAGCAUAAAAAAUGUACAAGAGGUGAUCCUUGCUGCAGACAUGUUGCAGUUAACUGAGAUUGUGAACAUGUGCAGUGGAUUUUUGAAAGGGCAAAUUGACCCCUCAAACUGUGUUGGAAUUUAUCAAUUUGCUGAGCAAAUUGCCUGCCAUGAUCUUGCCGAAUUCAGUGAAAGUUAUAUUUAUGUCCACUUUCUGGAGGUCUGUAAAACUGAGGAGUUCAUGGGAUUAGCCAAAGAUCAAUUGGUUAAGAUUUUUAAAAGUGAAGAACUCCAGAUUGAAGACGAAUAUCAGGUUUUCACAGCUGCUAUGGAAUGGGUUCUUCACGACAUGGUCAAAAGGAAAAAAUAUGUGAUUGAAAUUCUGGAUCCUGUUCGGUUCCCUUUGCUCUCUUCACGGAGAUUAUUCAAGUAUAUCGAAGGUAUUUCUGAUUUUAGUUUACGAGUUGCCCUGCAGAAGUUGCUGGAGGAAUACAGGGAAGUCAAUAAACCUCAAAAAGAAAUCAAGUUUAAUAAAAUGCCACCUGCAUCAAAGAUUCGUCCUCGAAGGAAAGCCCGGAAGUACUUCUAUGCCAUAGGUGGUUACACACGUCUUCAAGGAGGUCGAUGGAGUGAUAGCAGAACUCUUAGUUGUGUGGAACGUUUUGAUUCAUUCAGUCAAUACUGGACAACUGUAUCCUCUCUCCACCAGGCUAGAAGUGGGUUGGGUGUUGCAGUGCUCGAGGGGAUGAUCUAUGUAAUUGGUGGUGAAAGUGAUUCCAUGAUUUUUGACUGUGCUGAGCGAUAUGAUCCAGUUACUAAGCAAUGGGCAGCCGUGGCCUCCAUGAAUUCUCCUCGAUGUGGACUUGCUGUAUGUGCCUGUCAUGCUGCUAUAUAUGCUCUAGGAGGCUGGGUUGGAGCAGAUAUUGGGAAGACGAUGGAAAGAUUUGACCCUUUGGACAAUAAAUGGGAAGUUGUUGGUGACAUGAUAGUCCCUCGAUACUUCUUUGGUUGCUGUGAAAUGCAAGGCUUAAUUUAUAUUGUUGGAGGUUUAAGUGACUCGGGGUCUGAGCUCUGUUCAGCUGAAAUGUUCGAUCCCAUUGCAAAACGUUGGAUGACAUUGGAGAGUAUGAAAACAAAACGAGUAUAUGUUGGAAUAGCAGCUCUGAAUGACUGUGUUUAUGCCGUUGGAGGAUGGAAUGAGACCCAAAAUGCUCUGCGGACAGUAGAGAAGUACUCCCUUCAGGAGGAGAAGUGGUUUGAGGUUUCAUCAAUGAAUGUGGCAAGGGCAGGUGUUUCAGUCAUCGCUGUAAAUGGGCUCCUUUAUGCAGCAGGAGGUCGAACCUCAGGUCGAGAUUCUUCAGCUCCUGUUACUCUAGACUCUGUGGAAGCCUAUGAUCCUCACACCGAUACAUGGAUGGAAAUCGGGAACAUGAUAACGAGCCGCUGUGAUGGAGGUGUAGCCGUACUUUGAUUGUUGAUGACUGUAUCUCAGAUAUUAACUAAGAGAGAAUCUCCCAUCAUGUAUUUCCGUUGUAAUGAAGGAAAUUUUCAUGAUUUAAACAGCUGUUUUUGGGUUCCAACUUGGCUCAGCAUAGAUUCACUGUCACAAAACGUAAAUAGAAAGUACAGGCCAUUUGCACUUCAAGCAAGCUCCUCUAUUUGAUGAUUUGUGGUAGAUCUCAAUUCUUUCCUCACUAGCCCUCUAUUCCCAAUGACUUCAGUUUAAGAAUAUUUUCUGUUUUCAAUAUUGUCAAUCAAUGAGCAUCCACAGCUCACUAGAGGUAGAGAAUGGCAAAUAUUUAAAACUAUGUGGAAAAAAAUUAUCUUCUUCAUAUUUAAAUAUGUAAAAUAAAAAGAUGUACCACCCAAUUUGUGCACAACACACUUGCACAAAUGAUCGUGAGACACUGACGUAAUAAUCUGUUGUAGUGAAAUUGAAUGAGAGAUGAAUAUUAGCCAGGAAUCGUUUUUGAAACAAUGUCAUUAAACAUGGAACAUCAGCCAAGAUUUACGUACUCCGGUGUAUGGAGUGAGGUUUCAAUACCUCUCUUCUGAAUUAGUAGCAGAUUCGUACCAUCUAACUCAUAGGUGACACUAAUCAAACUUUGACUGAGCAUACAAAUAUUUUAAAACUGUACAUUGAAGUUCAGGAAAAAAACUUGAAACAUUAUCCAGCAUUUUGUAUAAGCCUUUAAUUUAUUGCAUAUUGGUGUGUGGAUGUUUUGAAUGACAUUUUCAGGAAGUCAUAAAGUGAUGGAACACGGACAGGCCCUUCAGCCCAUGAAGUUCGUGCCGACUACCAACCACCCACUAACAUUAAUCGUAUAUUAAUUCCCAUUUUCCAUGAAUGCAACCAGUGAAAGUUUACAAUGGGAGUGUUCAAUAAUACCAGUGCCUUUUUUUAGUGCUCUCCAGUGUCCCUAUUGUCUUUGGAGACAAUUUUAAUAAUUAUUACAACAUCUAACAGCACACAAUAUUGUGAAUUUAAUGGGUAUUGGUAUUAAUUGUAAUUACUUUUAGUAACUAUUUUCUUAAUAAAUAUGUUGAACUAUG